AUGAGCAGCGUUAUAAAUUAUGAAAAAUUUGAAAAAAUAGACAUAAGUUCAUCAGAUGAUGAUAAUAAGAAAAAGUUAAAUCCACACUUAACAAAAUUAGAUAACAAGGACAAAGUGGUUAUAGGUCCUAAUGGGUUAACAAUUUUAAAAAAUAAUAAUGAUGAAAAAAUAAAACACGAUAAAUAUAAUAACACGUCAAAAAAUGUAGAAGAAAUAAAAGAUAAGAACGAUGAAUAUAAAACCAUAUAUAAUGAAACAAAUAAUGAAAUACUUAAUAAUAAAAAUGAUAAUAUACAUGUUCAAAAUAUGAAUAAUUAUGUUGCCGAUGAUAAAAAAUAUAAAGAUAUGUUUAUUAAUGGAGCUGUGGUUCCAUAUGAGUAUAUCUGGAAUCAAUCAAUACAUUAUAUUAACGCUUUUAUAUGUUUACCUUUAAAUUGUAAAGCUAAAAAUUUAAUUGUAGAUAUAAAAGAAGAUAAAUUAAUUGUAAAAAUAAAAAAUUACAAAUGUGGUAUCAUUUAUAAUAAUAAUAAUAAUAAUAAUAAAACGAAUCAACAUAACACGCAAAGCAAUUCAUUUCAUGAUAAUGUUGAAAUUUUAGUUGAUAAAAAGUUUCCUUUCAAAAUUAAUACAGACGAAGACACACAAAUAUGGGAAAUUAAAAAUAUGCAAAUUAAUUGGUAUACACUUUUUAAUCUUUCUAAUGAAAUAAAUAAUCAAAAUGUACAUUACUUAUUUGAAGAUUAUAAUAUGUUAGACAAACAAGAAACCUUUUUAUAUAUUUCUGUAAAGAAAAUAAAUGAAAUUGAAAAUGCAUAUAUAUGGUGGUCAACCUUAUUUAAAAAUGAACAUCCAAUAAAAAUUGAAAAUCUUCCUUCUAGAAGCUCAACGAAUAAAGCAAAAAAAACAAUGAAUUCUUUUAAGACUGCUUGGGAUGAGGCACAUGAAAUUUUUAAGAAAAAUAUAUCUAUGAAACAAUUACCAUUCCGUAUAGAUUCAUCAUAA
Plasmodium falciparum 3D7 is the source of this 1002-nucleotide messenger RNA. RefSeq names its product putative HSP20-like chaperone. Lineage: Eukaryota; Apicomplexa; Aconoidasida; Haemosporida; Plasmodiidae. The record is from RefSeq and is a predicted model, not a curated record.